Molecule: messenger RNA, 1902 nt
Organism: Grammomys surdaster
Lineage: Eukaryota; Metazoa; Chordata; Mammalia; Rodentia; Muridae
Gene: Wdr4
Product: WD repeat domain 4
Exons: 11
Coding region: 46-1284 (412 amino acids)
Biological process (GO): RNA (guanine-N7)-methylation
Cellular component (GO): cytosol; tRNA methyltransferase complex; nucleus
Molecular function (GO): tRNA (guanine(46)-N7)-methyltransferase activity; protein binding
Source: RefSeq, a predicted model, not a curated record
AAGGGCGCUGGGCGUCGCACGUGUCCGGAGGCGGCGGGCGGUCCCAUGGCGAGCUCAGCGGGGCUGGCACUGUGUGCCCAGACGCUUGUGGUUCGGGGAGGCAGCCGGUUUCUAGCCUUCUCCACUGCGAGCAGUGAUGAUGACUGCAUCUUCACAUACGACUGCAGUGCUGCAGAGAAGAAGUCUGCGCCAGAAGAUAAAGGGGAGGACGGACAGCCCACAGACAGGGGGAGUGACACGAUUCUGGCGUCCACCUUCUCCAAGUCUGGCCGCUAUUUUGCUUUAACUGAUGACAGUAAGCGUCUGAUUCUUUUCCGUACAAAACCAUGGCAAUGUCUGAGUGUCAGGACGGUGGUGCGGAGGUGCACUGCCCUGACCUUCACAGCCUCAGAAGAUCGGGUCUUGGUAGCUGACAAGUCUGGAGACGUCUACUCCUUCUCUGUGCUGGAACCGGAUGGAUGCGGCAGGCUGGAACUUGGGCACCUCUCCAUGCUGCUAGACGUGGCUGUGAGUCCUGAUGACCAGUUUGUGCUCACUGCAGACCGGGAUGAGAAAAUCCGGGUCAGCUGGGCUGCUGCUCCACACAGCAUCGAGGCUUUCUGCCUGGGACACACAGAGUUUGUGAGCCGCAUCUUUGUGGUGCCCAGUCAUCCUGAGCUGCUGCUUUCUUCCUCUGGGGAUGGCACCCUGAGACUCUGGGAGUACAGAAGUGGUCGCCAGCUGCAGUGCUGUGACCUGGCCAGCCUACAGGAGCCUGGAGAGCACCCAGGCCACAAGGGGUUGGCGGCAUCCAGGAUUGCAUUCUGGGGACAGGAGAGCUAUGUGGUGCUUCUGUGUGAGUGCGUUCCUGUGGUCUUCGUCUUCCAGCUUGAUGCCAGCAGACAGCAGCUGGUGUUCAGACAGCGGCUGACUUUCCCUCACCGAGUAUGGGAUGUUGUAUUUGAGGAGACCCGGGGGCUGUGGAUUCUACAGGACUGCCGUGACGCCCCUCUGGUGCUCUGGAGGCCAGUGGGCAGUGAGUGGCAGGCUGUUCCAGAUGGUGCUGUGUCCCAGAGACUCUGCAGCCAUCUCCAUGAGAGCUGGGCCAUGCUGGAAGGCUCUGUAGGUGCAGAUGAUGGCUUCCGCAGCCUGUACAAGGCCACCUUUGACAACAUGACUUCUUAUCUGAAGAAAAAAGAAGAGAGACUGCAGCAGCAGCUGAAGAAGCGUCAAAGGAGCCCCCUUCCAGGGUCCCCAGAACAGACCAAAAAGGCGUGCCCAGGGCAGUCAGCCCUUAGUUGCUGACCUUGGGCUUGGCUAUAGCUCUCAUCCCUGAGGCCCCAUGGGCAUCUCUCUCCUCCCUUCUGCCUGGCUCAUGCCCAAGGAGGGAGAUCGUGGCAGCUCAGUCCCCACCACUAGCUCAAGUCUCCAGAGACUCUGUCACCGAGCACAGGUGCCUGCCUGGUGCAGGGAAGACAGGUGGUGUCAGCUUAGCAAUGAGUCUAUAGCUGUGUGGAAGCACCUUCACAUUGAAGGAUACACUGACCCACAGGACCACGCACGUCUGUCAAUGCCCACAGUGACAUCCCUGGGAUCUCUAGGGAGGCCUGCAGGCAGGACUUGCCUUUACCUCAGUGCCGUUGGCUCUUUGGUGAAGCUGUGUGUGGCUCACGGAGCUGCUUGCUGUUAUGAGGCAGAUUCAGUUGGUGCUGGUUCCCUAACGCUGCACUCCUGAGCAGACCAGACGGAGCAAACAUCAGGGCUAUGAGGGUGUGACCUUGGCGGGCCAGCCUUGUUUUACAGGAAUGAUGGUCACCUUGUGGCUCUGUUGCUUUGAACUCUGCAUAAAGUGCAGAACAGAAGGGAUUGAACAGUACACAGUGUCAAUAAAGACAAGCUUUGCAUAGCUUUCUCGAAUGUUCA